Messenger RNA from Colletotrichum orchidophilum, 843 nucleotides. RefSeq lists its product as uncharacterized. Gene Ontology annotation, biological process: protein localization to kinetochore; kinetochore assembly; attachment of mitotic spindle microtubules to kinetochore. The transcript has a single exon. Lineage: Eukaryota; Fungi; Ascomycota; Sordariomycetes; Glomerellales; Glomerellaceae. Gene Ontology annotation, cellular component: kinetochore. The coding region runs from base 1 to 843 and encodes 280 amino acids. The record is from RefSeq and is a predicted model, not a curated record.
AUGGACGCGGGAAAAGCAGCCCAAGUGCUGCGCAAAAUUGAAGAUCUCAACGAGAACCACGAAAUCUCAAUCAUCAGGCUCAGCGAACCCAUCUCCAGCGCCGUCGCGCAGGAAUCACGGCAGCGUACCUCAGAUGCCUCCAAUGCAUCCCAAGAUGCCGCGACACCGGCCAGCCUAGAGGCUGACCUCGAGCACUACAAGGAGCUGUUCGCCAAGCUCCGGUUCUCCUACGUCGAGCAGGUCACAAAGGAGAAGUUCAUCCGCGCCAUCGUCGGCGACCCGCCCGUCAUCGUCACGCCGCAGGAGAAUGCGGAGCUGGAAAAGGCGAACCUGGAAGCCAAGGCGCAGCUCAAGGCGCUCAAGGUGGAGGUCGCGGACAUGGUGACGGAGCUGGAGAGGAAGGGCAAGGAGCUGGCGAAGCGGUACGAGGGCGUCUCGCUGGACACGACGAAGCUGAGGGAGCUACCCGACAAGAUUGCCGAGUUAGAGGAGCAGGUUGCGGAGCUCAAAGAGGCGCAAGCGCCGGGGCAGAACCCGAUGAUGAACCUGCCCCUUGCGAGGACCCUCGAAUUGGUGGACGAGAAAAAGAAGCAGCAGCAGCAGUUGGAUCGCGAACUGGAGCAGUUACAAGCCAGGGUGCCGCGCAAGAGAAAGGAGCUGGAAAGGUUGCAGGCCGAGUUGCUACCGUUGGAGGCCAAGAGACAGAACAGCACAGCGGCUGCCAAGGAGGCGCGAAGGCGGAAGGAGGGAGCUGGCGGUGAUGCGGACGACCUCGAGGAACGGGGUCGGUGGUUGAGGGCCAGCGAGGCGGCACUCAAGCAGAUGUUGGAUAUUCAGGGUUAA